AUGAAGAUUUUCAUCGCACUGGCGUGUGCAUUUCUGCUACCUGAGCUUACAAACGGAAAUCUCGGUUUUGGUGGAAACCAAGGAAACUUUUAUUAUGGUAUUGGUGGUCAGUUGUCUGGUCUCAGCGGUAAUGGAAACCAAUACAUCAGUCAGCCUUACACUAGUCUCUACCUACCCGACCCUUAUGAACAUUUCUGUAAUUUUUUUUACCAUCUACGUUCUAUAAAUCAAGGGAAUAACCUUGACGCAGUUAUUCAUCAAGAAAUCCUUAAAGCCAUUUUUCAAAUGGGAAGAAGACUAGAGAUGGAAAUCCCAGGAUUUAAUGUUUUUCAGGCUCCUAAACUAGAAGAUUGCAGAGACCCGAAUAUUUGUGCUUACCUCUUCUAUAAAAGGUUGUCACCGAUGGAAAAUGAGUUUUUCAAUUCUGUCUACUAUGAUGAAGUUCGAGAGGUUUAUGUGGAACUUUGGUUAUUACACCCGCUCAUGCGACGAUGUCUCCCUUAUGUGAAGAAAGACUUGAAAAGUAUUAAUGCGAAGGUGAAAUUAGUUGAAGGAUUACUCGAUGCACGGAAACCAUUGUCUUCGGCUGCGGCUACGAUUCUGCCUUCUGAAAAGUUUAUAAAAGUUCUAGUCGGAAAUAGCGGAAAGGUUCUUAGAGAUGAGAUUAGAAGAUCUUGCGAAAAGCCGAAAUCGUCUGACCAAGUAUUUUGUUCAUCUUUGCCAGAACUUGUUCAACUGGUUGACUCGUACCAAACUGCGAAAGGUAGUGGCGACUCGAGUCCUCAAUGGAAUGCAUAUCUCCUACAUUUUCUAAUGCUUAAGUACAACUUUCCAUCUGAGUUUCAACAAGUUCAAUACCCUCAAGUCAACGAAGCAAAUGACCUCAUGAUAAAAAACCUGGAGGUGUUUUUUGAAGUCACUAGCAACAAGCAAACAGAUCGACUACGUGAUUUGUUGUCUUUGGUACCCGAUUUAAAGACUAUUAAAUCCGGUUGUCACACGACAUGGAACCUUCCGAGAAACAGUAAGAAGAGUGUUUGUGUGUUCUGGAAGGCUAUUAUACAAAUGAAAAUUUACGCCAUUUCCAGUACGCCUCCUGCAAAUGGGAAAGUUACUAAAGUUCUCAAUACCAACAUUGACUAUCCAAAUUUUUUGAGUUUGAAUGAGAUGAAUAACAUCCUUACAGCAGUUGAAAAUCAGGCAAAUGCUCAGAACAUCCUCACAGAUUGGCUGAGUGGAGAGUUGAAAAAGGAAGUUAAUGACAGAUUCCAUGGUCUUAAAACGUACUUUCAAAAGGUAGAAAGUUUCAAUCGCGCCAAAGCUGACUCUGAUGUUGCUUAUGCAAGUACAAAACUGGAACAUUAUGCCUCUGAAGUCGCCUCUUUAACCGACGAAUUAGGAAGUAGUUUAGAGAGACUUAUAAAUUGGGCAAUUGCGGCGGCUUCGGCAGAAGCUGCUGAAGACUUGGUUCAAUCAACAGUUAGCACUUUUGCUUAUUUGAAUCCUGUUGAAGCCGUAUUUGUGAGUUCUUCUUUGAAUGAGUUCGCAGAUCGUGUUAAUAAAUUGGCUCACACUCUCAGUGAAUUGGGGGAGAUGCUUUAUAUGAAGGAUUCUCUGGACAAUCUCUUUACCCAAAGUCAAAGUAUCAAAGCCAAGUUCAACGAAAAUUCUGAAUUCCUUGAAGUUGUCCGCAGUUUGGUUCAGGGUAUCGCUAGUGGAGCAUCCACGGACAAUUUUGAAGAAAAAAAGCAGAAAUUUUUAUGUCUUUAUAAUAAGUACGAUCCAAAAGUGGGGAAGCCAGAGUUGACAGCCCUCACAUCAUUGUGGGAAACUAUGAUUGACGAUACAUGUGAUACUAUACUCGGGCAAGAUACAGCCCUUGCUGCGACAAUGAUUGCACACAUUCAGAUGGAACGUGCAUGCCCCAAAACAAAAGUUCUUGCGCAGAAAAUGAUUGAAUCAUAUGUAGAAGUGUAUGACUUUCAGUUUGAACUCAUUGAGGCCAUGGCAAGCUACAUGAGAGCCACCACUGCGGUGGAAGCAGCUAACAGUAUCGUUGGUAAUUACGAACAGCUUCCCUCUGUGGUGGAUCAAAACGAUGUAAAAAUACCCACGUUAGCUUCUCUUGUCGUUUACAAAACUGCUCUAUGGAAGAGUACAGAUGACUUCUGCAGCAUCUUGGAGUACAAAGAAGGAGGAGUUCUUCCCAGUGUCUGCGAAGGCCUGGACACUAAUAUUGCAAGCUUGGCUUCUUACGUCAGUCCAACCUGCAGAAACGUAGAAGAAUACAAAGAUAUUCCGAUUGAUCCCCAUGAUAAGCUUGAAUUCCUGUCUGAUUUGUAUUCUGGUAAAGUUGUGUCAUUCCAGAUUCCUGAUGCUAAUUGGCUGGUUAGCAACAAAUGGAUAAACAGCCGUGACCGCGACUCUGCUAUUUUUGUUAAGAACCUAGAGGUAUUUUUGCCGUCAUCUAGCGCGCAUGAGCGUAAUGUAAGGGUCGAAUGGAAAGCUGUUGGGAUGAAUUACUUUACCCCCUCAAAUCCGACCAGUAAGAGGUAUGCUAUUGUCCCACGAAAGAAGUCUGUUUUUGAGUACAACGAAGGACGGGGUGCACCCGAGCACUGCAUGAAAGAAAGUUCCUUGCUGAACAAUCCUUACGGACCUAACCUGCCAAAGAUCUGCCCCUUGAAUGUCGAUGACAACAGCUGUGAUGAGCUCUUGCAAAAAACACCAUUGUUUCCAUCGGUCUACUCGAAAUGGAAAAUAUCUAUAUCUGGCUACGAAUCUGCCCGGAUUCCAAAUCCUGCGAACCAGGACUUCGCCAUCAAAUUUGGAGUGAAGCUCUGCAUCUUGCAACGUAAAGUUAAAGACAAAGGCAUCAACUUACUGGAUCCAAAACGAAGAGGUAAAGGAAGAAAGCGAAAUAAAAAGCAACAACAGAGAAAUAACGCAAACACAAUCCACUGCCAAGAUGGCCAGUACUGGUCAUUAAACAAGGGGGCCUGUACACCUUGCCCGUCGGGAUCCUAUUCAGCUUUGGAUGGCUAUUACUGCGAACAAAAUCAAGCCUGA
Molecule: messenger RNA, 3069 nt
Organism: Porites evermanni
Lineage: Eukaryota; Metazoa; Cnidaria; Anthozoa; Scleractinia; Poritidae
Source: the annotation of a GenBank genome assembly